AUGACUGAACACAAAUAUCAUUUCGAUGUCAAGAUGGCAUGCAGCGGAUGCUCAAAUGCCGUUAACAGAGUGCUAAAAAAGCUUGAUGAUGUGAAAAAUAUUGACAUUUCCUUGAAAGAUCAAAGUGUUGAUGUCGUUACGGAUGAAAAGUUGACCUUUGAUCAGGUCAAGGCCGUUAUUGCCAAGACGGGAAAGGAAAUCACCGGCGGUAAGGUUGUUGCUUAA
Molecule: messenger RNA, 225 nt
Organism: Brettanomyces bruxellensis
Lineage: Eukaryota; Fungi; Ascomycota; Pichiomycetes; Pichiales; Pichiaceae
Exons: 1
Coding region: 1-225 (74 amino acids)
Biological process (GO): copper ion transport
Cellular component (GO): cytosol
Molecular function (GO): metal ion binding; copper chaperone activity
Source: RefSeq, a predicted model, not a curated record